GUCUUUUGGUUUUAUCGGCUGUCAGUUCUAUGCUUUCUUCGUAUUUACCGGUGCCGUAUGCAACAUCACAACUUACUGUUUUCUCGGAGUAUACCGUUAUGUUAUGUUCAACAGUCCGACAUUCGAGCACAUUCGUGGUAAGAAAAUUGGAAUUUUCAUAUGCCUCACAUGGUCUUACGCCUUUCUUUGGGGCUUUUGUCCAUUGGUUGGUUGGGGAAGGUAUGGCUUGGAACCGUUCGGAACCUCCUGUUCCAUCGAUUGGACAGAUAAAUCAGAGAACAACCGCUCCUAUAUUAUGUCCGUAUUUCUCUUUAUUCUGGCUAUACCUUUUGCCAUGAUUAUCAUCUUUUACGCCAAAAUUUUCUUCAAGAUCAGAAAAACCGUCUCCGCUGCCGUAGAUUGUGAUCCUGGUGUCCCCAUCAGAGACCCACGUCAUGGUGUAAAAUCCGAAAGCAGAGCCAUACAGGACACCAUUUUGGAGAAUAUAACGAGAUCAGUGGUCGUAUUUCUCAUCGCAUGGACACCCUACGCCUGUCUGGCAGUUUUGUUGACAUUUAGGCUUAAUGUUUCUGUUUAUUUCCUACUCGUGGCAGCGCUGCUUGCAAAGACACAGUGCGCAGUCAAUAUUUUCGUGUAUGCUUUGGGAUUUUCAGAUUUUCGUAAAGAACUAAAACGCUGUUUUCGUACUAGGAUACAAUAAUCGCGCUUUCUCAGAGAAAUUAUACCAAUUCUAUUAAGUAUGAGCUAAUAGUUCUUAAUUAUAUCACUCCCUACACAAUAAACGGAUCACCGAUACCUUUACCUUCACAACUAAUGGGAAAGGGAGUGAUAAUGGGCCUCAUUUUCCCAUGCUUCUUGAUACUUUCGAGAUAAAUUCUCAAAUACAAUUGAAUCGAUCUACGUUUAUUUUAUUAGUCAUCAAUCAUACGGUAGUUUUAAUUUUUUGUUUAAUGUUGUGAUUUGAUCCUAC
This is a messenger RNA of Ostrea edulis (European flat oyster), 970 nucleotides long. Its product is annotated as opsin-VA-like. The record is from RefSeq and is a predicted model, not a curated record. The transcript is spliced from 3 exons. The coding region runs from base 104 to 700 and encodes 198 amino acids. Gene Ontology annotation, molecular function: G protein-coupled receptor activity. Gene Ontology annotation, cellular component: membrane. Gene Ontology annotation, biological process: G protein-coupled receptor signaling pathway. NCBI's taxonomy places the organism in Eukaryota, Metazoa, Mollusca, Bivalvia, Ostreida, Ostreidae.